GAGGAGAGAGAAAAAGGAGGAGAGAAAAAAUGCCGCUGCAACCAAUGGGUCCCUGAGAAAGGUCAAAGAAGUAGCAGAAGAAAGAAGAGAGAAGGGGAAGAACCAGAAGAAGUUCAGAGAGGUAAAAUUACAGAAGAAGUCCAAGGUACCGUUUCUUAGUUCUUUUCUGGUAUUUGUGUUUCUCUUUUAGUUUCACCAUGUUUACGGAGAAGGAUCUCUCAUCAAAUGGUUUUAUUCAUGGAACUGAAAGUUCAAGAAGCAAAAUUAAUAAUAACCAUGUAUCUGUGAAAAGUAACGGAAACCCAGAUUCAAAACAUGAUUUAAGUGAAAAGAGUACUAGUUUAUUGAGAGAAUCAGAGAUGAGUCAUGAUGGGUUUCACCUGAAACCCUUGAAAAUCGGAAAUUUAGGUUCUCAAGAACUCACUUUAAGUUAUCUCUGUGAUAAUUCUAAAAUGGGUUUCCAUGAUAAGGAGAUACCUGGGAAUAAUUUUUUGAGUUCACUCGAGAAAAUUAGGUAUAAGGGUAAAGAGAUUGCUUUGGAUUCUAUAAAUGCACAUGUAGAAGAAAAAUUGGUAGAGAGGGAUUUCUUGCAAUUAAAUGGAAUUAGUGAACGUGCUUCUUCGAAAAGAGAGGUCAAUGAUGAGGAACAAAUUGAAAGAGAGAAUAGAGAAAAGAAACCAAAACUGGAAACCCUUAAUCUCACUUUAUCUCUAACUGAUCAGGCUCCUGUGAUUCCAAGGCCUAGUAGGAGCACCCAUUCUAUGAUGCCUUCAAACAAUAAUACCCGAACUGGGAGUUCUGAUGAUUUUACAGCAGCAUCACUUUCUUAUUCAUAUUCACACCAAUUCUCGCACAACCCUAGCUGCUCUCUCACCCGUAAUUCAACAGAGAACUACGAGUACUCUGGGAGCCACAGGAGAGAGAAUGACCAGAUUUGGUAUGGUGGUGAGGGGACUAACGGGUCAGUUCAUAGUCGGUUUAAACCAGUCGGAGAUGGGGUUAGUUUGUCAAACCACGGUGGUUUUGGAUACACCUCGAUGCAGAGUAACCCUAAUCCACUGAUCAUUAAGGAAUCUUCCAACAGUCUUUACAGACCAACUGGGUCCGAGAACAAUUCAUUUUUUCCAUCCGAAUUGCCCGCUAGACCAAAGAAAGAUACUCAAUCAGGUGAUUCAAGAGGAAGACCGUCUGAGCAAAAGAGGGUUUUUGAGCAUUCAGAUGGUGUGAGGCCACGCAAAUUAACAAGCCCCGAGAGACUUCUACGCGAAUUAGUUUCUGAGUCUAUCCCUGUCAUGUCACAGAUAUUUCAAGAGCUUCCAGAUGAAACAAUUAAAUCUACUAAGGAGCAUUUGAAGAGUCUCAUUGGGAUGCUUGAUAAGAGAGAGGAACUAGUGGGUCUUCAGAACCGUCUAGAAAGAAGGUCUGAUCUCACGUUCGAAAUGCUUUCUAAAUCCAACAAAGCGCAACUUGACAUCUUAGUUGCCAUAAAGACAGGCCUUGCAAGUUACUUAACCGGGAAGAAUCAUUUACCUACUUCAGAACUUGUUGAGAUCUUUUUGCUCAUGAGGUGUCGGAAUGUGAAUUGUAUAUCUUUAUUGCCCGUCGAGGAUUGUGAGUGCCAGAUAUGUUCAUCUAAGAAGGGGUUUUGCAAUGCCUGCAUGUGCCCUGUUUGUUUUAACUUUGAUUCAGCCAAUAACACUUGUAGCUGGGUUGGCUGUGAUGCAUGUUCACAUUGGUGCCACACUGUCUGUGGCAUCCAAAGGAAACUUAUCAAGCCAAGUCCCCGUUUAGGAGGACCGUCAGGGACUACAGAUAUGCAAUAUCAUUGCCUUGGAUGUGCGCAUGCUUCUGAUAUGUUUGGAUUCGUUAAGGAUGUUUUCGCACAGUGUGCAAAAGAUUGGGGGCUUGAGAAUCUAAAAGCAGAACUUGAUUGUGUCAAGAAGAUCUUCAGGGGUAGUGAGGAUUCGAAGGGAAAGGAACUGCAAAUGAAAGCUGAAGAAGUGCUCUCUAAGCUUGAAAAUAAUCUCAUUUCUUCAACGGAUGCUUGUAAUCAUAUCCUUCAGUUUUUCAUAUAUGGUGGCAGCAGUUCAGACUUAUCUGGUUCAUGUGUUAGUUUAUCAAAAAGCUUGUCGGCAUCAGUUAACAUAGGCCAACAGGUAGAUUUGGGUUCUUGCCCGCCGUCUAAUUUUGUGGCCCCUAAAUCUUCUGCACCUUACAACAAUAAUUCAUCUACACUACGGAGGGAUUUGCCAUCUCAUAGAGAGGAUAGUUGUCAAAAUGACCUUAAAGCCCUCAUGAGCGGCAAUGCUGUUAAAAAGGUGUUGCAGUCCAGUAUUUUGUCAGAGGAUGGGUUUGAAAGCUUGGAAAGCGUUGUACGAAUUAAGGAAGCAGAGGCAAGGAUGUUCCAAACCAGAGCUGAUGAUGCAAGGCGGGAGGCAGAAGGGUAUCGAAGAAUGGCUUGUUCAAGAAAUGAGAAGUUGGAAGAAGAAUACGCCAACAAACUUUCCGAGUUGUGUUUGCAGGAAACAGAGGAAAAGCGAAGAAAGAAACUUGAGGAACUCAAGGCUUUGGAAAACUCGCAUUGUGAUUAUUACAACAUGAAGAUCAGAAUGCAAGCUGAAAUCGCAAGCUUGUUGGAGAGAAUGGAAGCUACAAAGCAGCAAUGGGUGUAGUAAAUCUCUUCGUCUCCUCUCUUCAUAUGAAGAUCAGAAUGCAAGCUGAAAUCGCAAGCUUGUUGGAGAGAAUGGAAGCUACAAAGCAGCAAUGGGUGUAGUAAAUCUCUUCGUCUCUCUCUUCAUAUGAAGAUCAGAAUGCAAGCUGAAAUCGCAAGCUUGUUGGAGAGAAUGGAAGCUACAAAGCAGCAAUGGGUGUAGUAAAUCUCUUUGUCUCCUCUCUUCAUGUGAAGGUGAUGGGGAUAAAGGUAAUGUAAAUUGCUUAUGUUGCUGUUGUUAUUUUAAUUUUGUCGUCAUGGAUUUUGUGUAAUUUGGAUCUGUGUGUUAUUAAAAUGAAAAGAAAAAUUGAUUUGGUAUCUGGA
This is a messenger RNA of Papaver somniferum (opium poppy), 3034 nucleotides long. Its product is annotated as protein OBERON 3-like. The record is from RefSeq and is a predicted model, not a curated record. Lineage: Eukaryota; Viridiplantae; Streptophyta; Magnoliopsida; Ranunculales; Papaveraceae. Gene Ontology annotation, cellular component: nucleus. The transcript is spliced from 2 exons. Bases 198 to 2672 code for a protein of 824 amino acids.